Molecule: messenger RNA, 1616 nt
Organism: Aegilops tauschii subsp. strangulata
Lineage: Eukaryota; Viridiplantae; Streptophyta; Magnoliopsida; Poales; Poaceae
Product: probable isoaspartyl peptidase/L-asparaginase 3
Biological process (GO): protein deglycosylation
Cellular component (GO): cytoplasm
Molecular function (GO): N4-(beta-N-acetylglucosaminyl)-L-asparaginase activity
Source: RefSeq, a predicted model, not a curated record
CUCUGUGGGAGUUGCAAACUAUGCACACACUGAAACACACAAUGCUCACCGACAUGUGGGGCCCUUGGUAGGCCGUGUCAUGUCCAUCCGCUGACAUGUGGGACCCGUUGCCAGUUCACCCCCCAACAUAACGGGGUAGGCUCCCUUCUCUCCCACCUCUCAGUGAUCACCAGUACUACUGCCAUUCCCCAUUCUCCAAUCCACCUCAACCGCCCAGCUUCCAUGGCUCGGAGCAACCCGGGGCUUCUCCUAGGGCUGCUUCUGCUGCGGCUCAAUUGGUGCUUGGGCGUGGAUGGCGGAGGCGCGGAGGAAGGGGGCGGCGUGUUUCCGGUGGUGGUGAGCACCUGGCCGUUCCGGGAGGCGGUCAGGGCGGCGUGGGACGUGGUGAAAACCGGUGGCGCAGGGGGGUCGGCUGUGGAUGCCGUCGUCGCCGGCUGCUCCGCCUGCGAGGAGCUCCGCUGCGAUGGCACAGUUGGUCCAGGUGGAAGUCCAGAUGAGGAUGGUGAAACUACCUUAGAUGCUCUUAUCAUGAAUGGGAAAACAAUGGAAAUUGGAGCUGUGGCUGCCAUGAGAUAUGUGAAGGAUGCAAUUAUGGCAGCAAAGUUGGUCAUGGAGCACACCGGGCAUACUCUUCUUGUUGGAGAGAAGGCGACAUCCUUUGCGAUUUCAAUGGGUCUUGCAGGACCAACUAACCUGAGUUCACCAGAGUCAAUUGAGAAAUGGUCAAAUUGGAGACAGAAUAAUUGCCAACCUAACUUUUGGAAAAAUGUUGCUCCUGCUGGCAACUGUGGUCCAUACCAUCCUAUAAAUAUACCUAAGGACCCUGUUAAAAGUGCUGUAUGGGAGAAUCAAGGAAUCACUUGUCAGGAAUGGCUCGAAAAUGAUAAUUUACUAGAACCGACAAACUCCCAUUUCAACUCUGUUAAUCGCCACAACCAUGACACAAUCUCUAUGGCCGUCAUUGACAAGAUGGGUCAUGUAGCAGUUGGCACAUCAACUAAUGGUGCUACGUUCAAAAUUCCAGGAAGGGUAGGUGAUGGACCAAUACCAGGAUCUUCUGCAUAUGGUGAUGAUGAAGUUGGGGCUUGUGGAGCUACUGGUGACGGUGAUAUUAUGAUGCGCUUCCUUCCAUGUUAUCAAGUAGUAGAGAGCAUGCGACUUGGAAUGGAGCCUCGAGAUGCUGCUGUGGAUGCUAUAUCAAGAAUUGCUCGUAAGUACCCAGAUUUUGUUGGUGCUGUAUUUGCGCUUAACAAGAAAGGAGUGCACGCCGGGGCGUGCCAUGGUUGGACCUUUCAGUAUUCUGUCAGGAAUUCCAGCAUGCUGGAUGUGGAGGUCAUCACAGUAACACCUUAACAUAGGCAGAUCCUUAUUAAAACAAAAGGCUGAUUCGCCAAUAAGGUGUAUUCCUUUAUGCCAAGUUUUCUCCAUUCACUCCCAUGGUAAUGCAACAAUAUUAUGUUGGGCUUGUUCCCUGAGUCAUCUAUUGGACUGCAAUUUUCUAUUGAAACUGCCAUGUUAUAUAGGUAGUAGAUUCAUUGAAUGCAUUGUAGACUUCUUGAGAAAAGGCUGGAAUUGCACAUAGUCAACUUUUGUCUUGCAACUACGAGUUUAAUGUA